UUCACCACGUGCUCCCCAUACUGGGUUUGUUGCAGGAAGUGAAGAUGGCGGCGUUAGCUACUGCGUCCUCGUUUUAUUCCGAGAGUAUCCUCGGGUGGUCAGUUUUCGGAAUUGUGCUACUGGUAAUUUUAGCAUUUUGUUGGAUUUAUAUCCGCAAGUAUCAGAGUCGUCAAGAAAGUGAAGUGGUUUCCACUAUUACAGCCAUAUGUGCAUUGGCUAUUGCCUUGAUAACUUCCGCUCUUCUUCCAGUGGAUAUUUUUUUAGUGUCCUACAUGAAAAAUCCAAAUGGAACUUAUAAGGAAUGGGCAUCUAAUAAUAUGACGAGACUGGCAGUUGAAGACUCAGUGCUACAUGCAUAUUACAGUUUAUACUCCAUUAUCCUAUUUUGUGUCUUCCUUUGGAUACCUUUUGUUUACUUCUAUUAUGAAGAAAAGGAUGAUGAUAAUCUCAAUAAGUGCUCGCAAGUUAAAAAUGCACUCAAGUACACUUUUGGUUUUAUUGUGGUGUGUGCUGCGCUUCUUUUAGUAGGAGCAUUUGUACCCUUGGCAGCACCAACUAAUCAGAACACAACAGAGUGGGAGAAAAUUAAACACUUGUUUGAAGAGUUUGGCACUAGUCGUGGAUUAUCUGCCUUGUCAUUUUCCAUUAGUUCCUUGACCUUGAUUGGAAUGCUGUCGGUGAUCACCUAUACUGCCUAUGGCAUGUCAGUUUUGCCCCUCAAUCUCAUUAAGGGCACAAGAAAUCUAGCAUAUGAGCGACUUGAGAACACAGAAGACCUUGAAGAUGUUGAGAAUCAGAUUGAAAAGAUUAAAUCAAAGUGUGCAGAUGGAAGGCCGUUGUCCACAAGGGAUAGGAGGUCACUGCACAAGUUAGAAGGAAAAUUGCAAGUGCUUAAAAGAAGAGACCGACACCUUCAAAGUGCAGAAAAGAAUGUUUGUUUAAAACUCUGCAGUAUUUUACGUCCUUUAAAGAUUUUGUUUGGAAUAUGUUUUAUCCUGGUGGCAUUCCUGUUUACCAUAGCACUAUUUAUUUCAAACCUUGAUAAAGCUCUUCAUUCUGCUGGGCUUAACUCUGGAUUUAUCAUCUUUGGGACUAAUAUAACCAAUCCACUAAAUGAAAUACUACUCCAUUUGCAGCCCGUUUUCCCUUUGGAUUACAUCUUGAUUGCAGUCAUUACUAUGUAUUUUGUCUUCACGUCUAUGGCAGGAAUACAGAAUAUGGGCAUAUGGUUCUUCUGGAUAAGGCUGUAUAAGAUCCGACCAGGGAAAACUCGACCACAAGCACUCCUCUUUUUAUGCAUGAUUCUCUUGUUGAUUGUUCUUCACACUAGCUACAUGAUAUAUAGCCUUGCUCCGCAGUAUGUCAUGUAUGGCAGUCAGAAUUACAUUUUACAGAAUAAAUUGCCAUCACCUAGUGAAAAUUCAACAUUAAGUGUGACAAGGUUUUGUGAUGCGGAUGCUCCUGCAGAUCAGUGUACUGUAACUAGGACAUAUCUUUUCCUUCACAAGUUUUGGUUCUUUGGUACAAUUUACUACUUUGGCAACUGGGCUUUUAUUGCUGUAUUCCUUAUUGGAUUAGUGGUGUCCUGCUGUAAGGGUAAGAAAUCGGUGAUUGAUGGAGAAGUGGAGCCUGAUGACUCGGAUAUUAGUGAUGAUGAAUUUUUGCCAUCUUAAAAUUCACAUUUUUGUGUUGAAAUAUAAGUAAUGCUGUUUAUUUUAGAUUCACAUUUAAAUUAUUUAAUUUCCAUACUUUGUAUCUUUGCUUUCUUAUUUCUCAGUUGUUAAAAAUAUUUAUUUGCCUGUUCAUGUUUCUUUUAAUUUAAAUAACUUCUAGUGUGCAGUUUAUAUUCUCAAAAGAAUGUCUGGAGACUUUGCUCUGUGAAAGACUUCUAUUUUUCUGAAAAGAAAGAUAGAUUUUUCCUUACAUUUCUGCUCAUAUUUUACACAUUUAACCAUUAGUAGCUAGUGUGGAUUUCCUAAUCUCAUGCCAGUUAAGUCUGAGUGAUCUGUUAAUAUUUCAGUAGGGAAGGAAGAAUGAAUAAUGUAUAAUUUUUUUUAAAAGGAAUAAUUUUGAAAUCGCAAUGUAAAAUUACUCUUAUGUAUAUAAAAACUGAGAUACUUUUACAUAGACAUGCAAAAGUGUGAAAGUAUGUAUAUUCAAAAUAAACAAGUUUGCAUUUUUCUUUUUUUAUAUUUCAGUAUUAAAAGAUUAAAACUUUUCCAAAUUUUCAUUGUGAAUUUGCAGUUUGUCUAUAUCUGAAUAUGAUAUUGACCCAUACAAGAAGCAAGAGCUAGCGUUUGCAUUGGGGUAUACAGUAUAUUUGUAAAAUUAAUGAACCACUAGAACAAAGAAAAUGUUUUCAGCAGAAUAAAAUUCAGGUGUUAAUGAUUAGUUACAACUCUUGUUUUUCAGAUGUAACAAAUGUGAAAUAAGUGAUACACUGAUGGUUAAUGAAGGCAUAAAAUUAUUAAUGAGACUGUAAAUACUGUUAACCUAGCAAACUGAAAUAGUGAAAUGCAGGGUUUUGAAAAAAAAAAAAGAGCUUCCCUUUAACAAUUUACAGGACAUACAAGGUGCUUCAGUCAUAAACCGCUGCAUGUAGCUAAUCUGUUUGCUGCACACUUUCACAAUGCUUCUUUUCAUAAAAGUAUACAUUUUUUAAGAAGUACUCUUACCAGUCAUUAAAGAAAUAUUCUGCAAACAGCUUUCACUACAGAUUCAUUAUAAUUAGGCUGGCUUAAUUUUCAAAUGUGAAAGAUUCUGUGCUGAACUCUUGGCUGGCCUCAUGUCCUUGGCAGUGUUUUUUUUUAAAUCAAUGAUAGAAUUUCUUUGACUGUUUUGCAUUUUUCUUAAGAAAUGUACUUUUUGCUCAAAACUAUUUCAUGUAAAUGGAAUAAAUUACCUUGUUGA
Molecule: messenger RNA, 2910 nt
Organism: Erpetoichthys calabaricus (reedfish)
Lineage: Eukaryota; Metazoa; Chordata; Cladistia; Polypteriformes; Polypteridae
Gene: lmbrd1
Product: LMBR1 domain containing 1
Exons: 16
Coding region: 45-1673 (542 amino acids)
Biological process (GO): protein localization to vacuole
Cellular component (GO): vacuolar membrane
Source: RefSeq, a predicted model, not a curated record